AUGUGCGCUGAUAGACAAAACGAUGAUUAUGUUCGAAUUGAUGUUUCUCCCGACGAAGUUGCUCUGUCCAGUUCUGGCCCUUAUAUAGCACCCCAACUUGGAGGAGAUGAAUCAUCGGACACUCAGAUUCAAAGUCGUCCCACAAUUGACGAGGUGACAAAUAACACAGAGGAAGAUGACGAUGAUGAGAAUGAUCCCGAUUUUGCAGACGAGACCAUCGUUGAGAGGCUUAUUGGUCUUACUGAAAUGUUUCCGGAUUGGUUCAGAGGUGGUGUCUCCAAGACGUUUACCAAAUCUGUUAAUGCUGUCAAAAAAACCUACUUAUUUUCCCGGUGUGCAGCCUGGUUCCUCGCUUCAACGGCAACUAUCUGCCUCCUUCCCGUCAUGUUGGAAUAUGAGAGAGCCCAGAUGGAGGAACAGGAGGCUACUGAACAUCGAUCGAUGAUGCUGGGUCCCGGUGGCGUCGGUGGCACUGCUGGUGUUGCCGGAUUCCAAGCCAAUUUGCCCAUCUUAAGUCCUGUUUCAGGCAACUAA
Molecule: messenger RNA, 534 nt
Organism: Rodentolepis nana
Lineage: Eukaryota; Metazoa; Platyhelminthes; Cestoda; Cyclophyllidea; Hymenolepididae
Source: the annotation of a GenBank genome assembly